GUCACCUUUGAUCUGUGUUACAAUUAUGAGGGGUCCUUGGUAAAUGUUCUCAGCUGUAAGGGGUCCCUGGCCCCAAAAAGUUUGAGAACCCCUGAGUUACACCAUUAGGGGGCGCCUGUGAGUCAGGGGCAAAACAACUCAGAAGUUUUGUGAGAGGAAGAAUGUUGUUGUUGUUGAGAGAAGUUAGAGAAAGAAGCGUCAGUAUCCCAAACAGCUGAGAUGGAGUUUUGUGUAAUGUACAUCUUUAAGUAAAUGAAAGAAGAAAAUCGUCCUCCCAGCGUCCGCGUGUGUAUCCGGCUGCAACAGAAACCAUGUUUUGCAUUCCUUAGUGGUUGCCUAUGAGGGGGGACUACUUUCCUCUGGUCUGUUGAAAUAGAUUCUAAUGUCCAUCUUUCUUUUCUUGCCUGCUGACAUCCUCAGACAUGAGUGCACCAUCAACACUAGUGAAACCUGCAAGGGAAACAGCCUACAGAGAGCUAAGCCAAUCAAAAAACAGACCGGUCUCAAAGACGUAUUUGGGAGGCUGAAGUGGGAAAGGAUGGAACCCUUUGUGUGCCGCAUGAAGCACAUUUUUCCCCCUUCAACCUUAAUAAUGGUGGGAACUUUUCAGCCAUCGUUUGGGAUUAGUAGGGACACGUCCAUACAGUCCAUACAUAAUUCUACGCCACUGUCUGUCACUGUCUGUCACCAGCUAUUGGUUAUACUAGCAAGCCAUUCAUUUCUCUUCUGUUAGGUCUGAAAAUAGUCUGACAGAUUUUAUUUUAAAAAGUAAUUUCUAUAAGUUUUCUGUCCAUCGUAAAGAAAUACACUUUUUGUUUCAGAGACUUGAGUUAUCAAGUUUCUUAACAGACUACAGUCACAUAUGGAAGUGGAAACGGGGCAGAGCUAUACUGAGACAAGGAUCAGCACUGAGAGGUGUUGACAUGUCGUCUGAAAGUGAAAGUUAGUCUGAGUGUGAGCCGAGCUGCAGUCGUGUCCGCAGGCGAUCCGUCUUUCUUUGUUUCUACAGACAAAUUCAUCUGAAGUUUUUCUGAAACUGAACAUCAGAAUCUGUCCGUCACCGAUUAAGGAAAUGUCUGCUGCCAGCUGUCUUCAUACUGAGGAUCAGUUCCUGUGCUCCAUCUGUCUGGGUGUGUUCACUGAUCCUGUCACCUUAUCCUGUGGACACAACUUCUGUAAAACCUGCAUCACUAAUCACUGGGAUGUAAAUGUCCCCUAUAAGUGUCCCAACUGUCAAGAGUUCUUUUACAGAAGACCUGAGCUGAAGGUCAACACCUUCAUCUCUGAGAUGGUCGCUCAGUUCAGACAGUCAGCUCAACACGAAGCCAGCAGCAGCAGCUCAGAGCAACAAGUUUCCAAACCAGGAGAAGUUCACUGUGACAUCUGCACUGGAACCAAACUGAAGGCCCUGAAGUCCUGCCUGGUGUGUCUGGUUUCUUACUGUAAGACUCACCUGAAGCCUCACCUGACAACCACAGGUCUGAAGAAGCAUCAGCUGAUCGACCCUGUGGAGAACCUGGGAGGCAGGAUGUGUGAGAAGCACGACAAACUGCUGGAGCUGUUCUGUAAGAACGACCAGAUGUGUGUCUGCGUGCUGUGCAGCGUUACAGACCACAAGACACAUGAUGUUGUUCCUCUGAGAGAAGAAUAUGAAGGAAAGAAGGCCGAGCUGGGGAAGACAGAGGCUGAAAUUCAGCAGAUGAUCCAGAAGAGACGACUGAAGCUUGAAGAGUUCAAACAAUCAGUGGAGCUCAGCAGGAAGAAUGCAGACAGAGAGAUGGCAGAAGGUGUUCAGGUCUUCAGCGCUCUGAUGGAGACUGUUAAGAGACGCCUAAAUAAUCUGACGGACACGAUCAAAGAGAAGCAGAGAGAGACGGAGGAACAGGCUGAAGGCUUCAUCAAAGAGCUGCAACAGGAAAUCUCUGAGCUGGAGAAGAGAAGCUCUGAAGUGAAGAAGCUCUCACGCUCUGAAGACCACCUCCACCUCCUCAAAAACUUCAUGGCCCUGAACGCUGCUCCACCCACCAAGAACUGGACUGGAGUCAGAGUCCAUCCACCUUCAUAUGAGGGGACUGUGGUGAGAGCUGUGAAGCAGCUGGAGGAGACGCUCAGUGAACAGAUGAAGAAGCUGUUUGAGGCUGAGCUGAAGAGAGUCCAGCAGUAUGAGGUGGAUCUGACUCUUGAUCCUGAUACAGCAAAUCCUUAUCUCAUCCUGUCUGAUGAUGGAAAACAAGUUCAUUGUGGAGAUGUGAGGAAGAAUCUCCCAGACAAUCCAGAGAGGUUUGAUUAUUGUUGUAAUGUCUUAUCAAAGCAGAGUUUCUCUUCAGGCAGGUUUUACUUUGAGGUUCAGGUUAAAGGGAAGACUGGGUGGGAUUUAGGAGUGGCCAGAGAGUCGAUCAACAGGAAGGGACCAAUCACACUGAGUCCUCAGAACGGUUUCUGGAUGAUAUGGUCGAGGAAUGACAGUUGGUACUACGCUCUUUUUGUCCGUAGAGUCCGUCUCUCUCUGCAGUCUGGUCCUGAGAAGGUGGGGGUGUUUGUGGAUUAUGAGGAGGGUCUGGUCUCCUUUUAUGACGUUGAUACUGCAGCUCUGAUCUACUCCUUCACUGGAUGCAACUUCACUGAGAAACUCUACCCAUUAGUUAGAACAUUCCUCAAUUAUGGUGGAACAAACUCUGCCGCCCUGAUCAUCUCUCCUGUCCACAAAACUGAACUGUGAAAUGUGAUCCACAGUCUCCGCAAAGACAAAACCACACCGCACCUCUUGCAGCUUGUGUGUUACAGGUGACAUCUUGUGGUGUUCAGAGGUACUGCAGGUUCAUAGUCAGGACAACAUUUGCAAAAUGAUUGUGCAUCUUUUGUGACUGCUCAACUUAAAAAACAACUGUCUAAUUCACAAAACACCCACAAACUUCUGUGUGCUUAGAUGGGCUAUUAUUAUUCAGGGAAAAACUCGUCAAUUUCUGUGUUCAUGAGUCUCAUUAAACUAAAAAAUAUUAGAAGUGUAGGACAAAUAACGAAUGAACAGUGUAUAUGAAAAAAGUGAUUUGUUUUCCUGACAUUAAAAUAAAGUAGUGUGAAGUUUU
Molecule: messenger RNA, 3086 nt
Organism: Notolabrus celidotus (New Zealand spotty)
Lineage: Eukaryota; Metazoa; Chordata; Actinopteri; Labriformes; Labridae
Product: E3 ubiquitin-protein ligase TRIM21-like
Exons: 2
Coding region: 1073-2719 (548 amino acids)
Molecular function (GO): protein binding; zinc ion binding
Source: RefSeq, a predicted model, not a curated record